CGAAACCAGCAGCCAAAAUGGAGGUGAAAACGUCACUUCUAGACAACAUGAUUGGGGUGGGUGACAUGGUCCUCCUGGAACCUUUGUCAGAAGACUCCUUCCUUGAGAACCUGAGAAAGCGCUUUGACCACAAUGAGAUCUAUACUUACAUUGGCAGUGUGGUCAUCUCCAUGAACCCCUACAGGUCGCUGCCCAUCUACACCCCUGAGAAAGUGGAAGAGUAUCGCAACAGAAACUUCUAUGAACUUAGUCCACACAUUUACGCUUUGGCAGAUGAGGCCUACAGGUCACUCAGAGACCAGGACAAGGACCAGUGUAUCCUCAUUACAGGGGAGAGCGGGGCGGGGAAGACUGAGGCCAGUAAGCUGGUGAUGUCAUACGUGGCAGCGGUGUGUGGGAAGGGCCAGGAGGUGAAUAAGGUCAAGGAACAGUUACUGCAGUCCAAUCCUGUGCUGGAAGCCUUCGGAAAUGCCAAGACAGUGAGGAAUGACAACUCGUCCAGAUUUGGAAAGUACAUGGACAUCGAGUUUGACUUCAAAGGAGAUCCUCUCGGUGGAGUCAUCAGCAACUAUCUGCUGGAGAAGUCCCGUGUGGUGAAACAGCCGCGAGGGGAGAGGAACUUCCACGUCUUUUAUCAGCUCUUGUCCGGCGCUUCUGAUGAUAUGCUCAAGAAACUGAAGCUGAACCGGGACUUCAGCAAGUACAACUACUUGAGCCUCGAUUCCGCCGUGGUCAACGGGCUCGACGACGCCGCCAGCUUUAGGACGGUCAAAAACGCGAUGCAGAUUGUGGGCUUCAUGGAGGACGAGGUACAGUCGGUGCUGGAGCUCGUGGCGGCUGUCCUGAAGCUCGGCAACAUCGAGUUCAAGCCCGAGUCACGGUGCAACGGCGCCGACGAGAGCCGCGUGAAAGAUAAAAACGAUUUAAAAGAGAUGUGUGAGCUGCUGGGGAUCGAGCAGACGGUGCUGGAAAGGGCCUUCAGCUACCGCACGGUUGAGGCCAAAUCGGAGAAGGUGUCGACGACCUUGAAUGUGGCCCAGGCCUACUAUGCUCGAGAUGCCCUUGCCAAAAAUCUCUACAGCCGUCUGUUUAGCUGGCUCGUUACUCGGAUCAAUGAAAGCAUAAAAGCACAAACUAAAACCCGCCACAAGGUCAUGGGCGUGCUGGACAUCUACGGCUUCGAGAUAUUCGAGGACAACAGCUUUGAGCAGUUCAUCAUCAACUAUUGCAAUGAGAAGCUGCAGCAGAUCUUCAUCGAGCUAACCCUGCGCGAGGAGCAGGAGGAGUACGUCAGAGAGGGCAUCGAGUGGACCAACAUUGAAUACUUCAACAAUGCCAUUAUCUGCGACCUCAUUGAGAAUAACCAAAAUGGCAUCAUGGCCAUGUUGGAUGAGGAGUGCCUGCGUCCCGGGACGGUGACGGACGAGACCUUCCUCGACAAGCUGAACACCAUCUGCGCCGAGCACCAGCACUUUGAGAGCCGCCUGAGCAAGAAUUCAAAGUUCCUCAAUGACCACAGCUUGCCGCACAGUUGCUUCCGUAUCCAGCACUACGCCGGCAAGGUGCUGUACUGCGUCGAAGGCUUUGUGGACAAGAACAACGACCUCCUGUAUCGCGACUUGUCCCAAGCCAUGUUUAAGGCCAACCACAGUCUGAUGAAGCAGCUGUUCCCGGACGGCAACCCGGCCAAAGUCAACCUGAAGAGACCGCCCACUGCUGGCUUCCAGUUCAAAGCAUCAGUGGGCACUCUCAUGAAGAACCUGCAGACCAAGAACCCCAACUACAUCCGGUGCAUCAAGCCCAAUGACAAGAAGGCAGCCCACAUCUUCACAGAGUCGCUCGUUUGCCAUCAAGUGCGCUACUUGGGCCUGAUGGAGAACGUCCGCGUGAGACGAGCCGGCUACGCCUUCCGGCAGGUGUACGGACCCUGCCUGGAGCGCUACAAAAUGCUCUGCAAACGGACCUGGCCGCAUUGGAGAGGGCCUGCUAGGGAGGGAGUCGAAGUCCUCAUGGCCGAUCUUCAGGUUCCCACCGAAGAAUUCUCCUACGGCCGCUCCAAAAUCUUCAUCAGGAAUCCACGAACGCUGUUUUUCUUAGAGGAAAGGCGGCGGCAGUGCCUGCAGGACCUGGCCACGCUCAUUCAGAAAAUCUACCGUGGCUGGAAGUGCCGCACUCAUUUCUUGUUGCUGAAAAAGAGUCAGAUUGUGGUCGCCGCGUGGUACCGGCGCUACACGCAACAAAAGAAAUACCAGAAGAUCAAGAGCGCCACCACCGUGGUGCAGUCAUACACUCGGGGAUGGCAGGCUCGCAAACUGCUGAGAGAACUGAAACAUCAGAAGAGGUGCGAGGAGGCGGCGACCACCAUUGCGGCUUACUGGCACGGCGCUCAGGCUCGAAUGGAGCUGCGACGUCUAAAACAAGAAGUGCGGAAUAAACAUGCUGUGACAGUAAUUUGGGCAUACUGGCAGGGAACAAAGGCGCGGAGGGAGUUGCGUCAACUGAAGGAGGAGGCGAGGAAUAAACGCGCCGUGUCGGUCAUUUGGGCCGGCUGGCAGGGCACCAAGGCUCGCAGGGAGCUGAGAAGACUGAAGGAAGAGGCCCGACGUAAGCAUGCUGUCGCUGUGAUUUGGGCCUGCUGGCAGGGACUAAAGGUCCGAAGGGAAUACAGGAAAUUUUUCAGGGCAAACGCAGGGAAAAAGAUUUAUAACUUCACCAUCCAGAGAAUCAUGCAGAAAUACUUCCUGGGUCUGAGGAAGACCUUGCCUUCCAUGUCCCCCAUUGACAAGAGCUGGCCCGCCCGGCCCUACCGCUUCCUGGAUGCGGCUCACACAGAGCUGCGCACAAUCUUCCACCUUUGGAGGUGCAAGAAAUACAGAAGCCAGUUCACCGAGGAGAAGAAGGCCGUGUAUGAAGAGAAGCUGGAGGCAAGUGAGCUCUUCAAGGAUAAAAAGUCCCUCUACCCAAGCAGCGUGAGCCAGCCCUUCAAAGGAGACUACCUGGAGAUCAGCAAGAACCCCAAGUAUCACAAGCUCAAUAGUUGCGUGGAGGAAAAGGUUCUGCUGGCCGACGUGGUCAACAAGAUCAACAGGGCCAAUGGCAAAGGCGCGAGUCGCAUUCUGCUGCUGACGAAGAAGAACGUGCUGCUGGCCGACCAGAAGACGGGCCAAGUGAAGGCCAGCGUCGCCCUGCCCGAUCUCGCCAGCGUGUCGGUCAGCACGCAGAACGACGGCUUCUUUGCGCUCAAGCUCAGAGAGGGUUCGGCCUCGGCCGUCAAAGGAGACUUUUUACUCAGCAGCGAGCACUUGAUCGAGACCAUCACCAAACUCCAUCACAUCGGCUCCACCGCCUCAGACGACGGCGUGCGGCUCAACAUCGACAUCACCGAUGAGUUUCUGGUCCAGUUCAAGCAGGACAAAGUGUGCGUCAAGUUCAUCCAGGGAGCCCCCAAGAACGGCAACGGCGCGUCCUGCAAGCGCAAAAACAACCGCUUGCUGGAGGUGUCGGUCCCCGCCACAGCAUAG
Molecule: messenger RNA, 3521 nt
Organism: Hippocampus comes (tiger tail seahorse)
Lineage: Eukaryota; Metazoa; Chordata; Actinopteri; Syngnathiformes; Syngnathidae
Gene: myo1b
Product: myosin IB
Exons: 31
Coding region: 18-3521 (1167 amino acids)
Biological process (GO): actin filament organization; actin filament-based movement; endocytosis
Cellular component (GO): brush border; actin cytoskeleton; plasma membrane
Molecular function (GO): actin filament binding; microfilament motor activity; ATP binding
Source: RefSeq, a predicted model, not a curated record